CUCUCGCUAUUCAUUAUAUAUAAACUGUGCUGCCUCCAUUGGUCUGGUCUCUCUCCUCCUCUCACUCAAUUCCUUUUGAUUCUCUUUACAUCACUGCUGCUUCCUUUUACUAUCCCAUUUUCUUAGUGUAAACACAAGGGAGAAGGACACAAGGGAGAAGGUGCUGAGUAUAAUUAAACCUUAAAGAAGCAGCAACCUUUCAAUCAACUAAUUAAAGCUCUUAAAUAGUUUAUCCAAACUUUUGUGAAUCCUUACUUUUAAUUAAAUAGCCCUAAUCGAGCUUUAUUACAAGUGUUAAAUAGGUCGUUUUUGUGGCUACUUUGGUGAGGAUUGAGAUGGCGAAGAACUUGGAUGAUUAUGAUUUUUGGCUUCCUUCACAGUUUCUAACUGACGAUGACCUUCUAAUGGACUUCAAGGUUAGCUCUAUUGUUGAAGGGAGAAACGACGGCGUAAAGUACCUUGCACGUGAUUUUCAAAAUGGGUUAAACCCGUUUGGACUUCACUCGGACCUGAAUUCGCCCGUUGAGUCCGCAGUCGGGUCGGUCGAUACAGAGAGUGAUGAAGAAGAGUAUAUCACUGAGUUAACUCGUAAAAUGGCUCACUCCACACUUCAUGAAUCCGGUUUCGGCUAUCAAAACACUAAGGGCUGGAGUUUGUUAGGUUCACCUCAGUCGACGUUAUGCGGGUGUAAACAGGGCUCAAGUAGUGAAAGUCCAAACUGCCCUUCACAGGCCUCUUCCCCGCCGCCAAUGAACCGAAACGAUAGGGCUUUUGACCUUCUUUAUGCGGCUGCUGAUGAGGUGGCUAGACUUAGGAUGAUGGAGGAUGCUGCUGGACUUUAUCAGACCAAAAAUGGAUUAAGUGCUACGCCCAGGAAAACUACAGUCCCUGUUCCUCCAAAUAACUCUAAACCAUGUUUCGGAUCAUUGAAGUCAAAUCAGCUCUCUUACCAGCAGUUUCAAGUAGCUCAAUUUCAGCGAUUGAAACAGCAGCAGAUAAUGAAGCAAGGGCAAGGAGUGUUGGGUUCGGUUAAAGGUGGAUUUGGGCAGUAUCUGCUCAACCAGAACAACCAGAAAUUGGGUCAGAGCAGAGGCCAAAACGGAGUUGCUAGGCCUAUGAAUUCUUCAAUUUCUAGCUGGCCCACGUUGCAACAGUCUCAGCAACAGCAGCCUGGCUCAGGGAUGCACGCUGUUUUUCUAGGAAAUCCUGGUCCCAAAAAGGAGUGUGCUGGAACUGGUGUUUUCUUGCCUAGAGGAUUUGGAACACAAACUGAAACUAAGAAGAAACCAGGGAACACGACAGUUUUACUGCCAGAUAGAGUGGUCCAGGCCCUGAACUUGAAUUUAGGAGCUAUGGAUGCUCGGUCCCAUACUCCGGUUCAACCCAGGUGUUAUAAUGGCGGGAGUGGCUCAAUUCCAGCUAGUGGUUCGAAAAGUUGGAAUAAUAUGGCGGCGACACAACAAAGAAAUAACAGUAGAACGGAAAAUACUUACUCACAGCGAGCAACAAUGCCACAAGAGCUACUUCUUCCACAGGACUGGACUUACUGACCAUUUUCAAAGAAAGAUUUUACACUAUGAAGUUUUAGAAGCAGAGGAGAUUUUGUUGUGUUAGUUUUUGAUAGUGGAGAUUUGGGGAAGCAUACGGUAGACAGUUAAAGAAGAAUAUGAUGAUGAAAAGAAAUGUUUGGUUUAGAUUUAGAGAAUUAUUACUAGUAUGAAAGAAUAAAAGUUUUGUAGUUUUAAGUGGUGAAAAGGAGAACGAAAGUAGAUAGGAUCCAAGACUUCAAGUAAAUUUACAAUAAUAAUUGGAUUUACGGUCAAAUAUUUAUAUUUAGUAGAUUUUUUAA
Nicotiana attenuata is the source of this 1849-nucleotide messenger RNA. RefSeq lists its product as uncharacterized. NCBI's taxonomy places the organism in Eukaryota, Viridiplantae, Streptophyta, Magnoliopsida, Solanales, Solanaceae. The transcript has 4 exons. The coding region runs from base 336 to 1550 and encodes 404 amino acids. The record is from RefSeq and is a predicted model, not a curated record.